AUGGGAUUAUCACUUUCAAUACUUUUCUCCGCCUGGCAAGAAAUCGUAAACAAAACUCGACCAUUAAUAUCCGAACAACCGCCGGCGCAAAUGACGGUGGCCAAUAAAGAACUCAAUGCGACGAGCCGAAAGAACUCGAUUAUAUUGCCUAAAUGUGAGCCCGUGAGGUUGGUGCUUGGGACCUCGCUCUCGUUCAAGGACUUAUUAGACCAAAGCUUGAGCGCGAGAUCACAAUCUAAUGAGAAAACUAAAAGAAGUGAUUGUGAUAAGCUGACUCUGCCUGAGCCAGCCAUAAUGUUCUCGCCAAGGCCCGUGACCGAGCUUGAUGCGGCUGCUGUUAAGCUCCAAAAAGUGUAUAAGAGCUAUCGAACGAGAAGGAAUCUCGCGGAUUGUGCUGUUGUUGUGGAGGAGCUAUGGUGGAAGGCAUUGGACUUUGCGGCUUUGAAAAGGAGUUCGGUCUCGUUUUUCAAUGUCGAGAAACGAGAAACUGCUGUGUCGAGGUGGGCUAGAGCUCGGACUAGAGCAGCCAAGGUUGGGAAAGGGUUGUCUAAGGAUGAGAAAGCUCAAAAACUGGCUCUACGGCACUGGCUUGAAGCGAUUGAUCCGCGCCAUAGAUACGGGCACAAUUUGCAUCUUUAUUACGACGUAUGGUUCAAUAGUGAAAGUUCUCAGCCUUUCUUUUACUGGUUGGAUGUUGGAGAUGGCAAAGAAGUAAAUCUCGAGAGGUGCCCGAGAACUAAUUUGCAACGACAAUGCAUCAAGUACCUCGGACCAAAAGAGAGAGAGUCAUUUGAAGUUGUGGUUGAAAAUGGGAAGCUCGUUUACAAGGAAAGCGGUAUGUUAGUGGACACGAUCGAGGGCUCGAAAUGGAUAUUUGUUCUGAGCACGACAAGAACUCUUUAUGUGGGUCAGAAGAAGAAGGGCCUCUUCCAGCACUCGAGUUUCUUAGCCGGAGGGGCAAUCACGGCUGCAGGGCGCUUGGUCGCUCACGGUGGUGUUCUCGAGGCAAUCUGGCCAUACAGCGGUCACUAUCUCCCGACCGAAGAGAACUUCAGGGAAUUCAUAAGCUUCCUCGAGGAACACCUUGUCGACCUCGCAAACGUAAAGAGAUGCGCGACCGAUGAUGACUGUCCUCCAAUCGGUAAAGACUCGUACGGGGAUCAAACCGUAAAUUACGACCACAAAGAAAGCAAUAAUAAGCCGGUUUUCAACUUGGCGAAGCGAAUGUCGUGCAAAUGGAGCACGGGAGCUGGGCCGAGGAUCGGCUGUGUGCGGGAGUACCCUACCGAGCUACAAUUCCAGGCGCUUGAGCAGGUCAACCUCUCGCCUCGGCUGGUCAACAGGUCGCCAGCCAAAUACGGCCCAAUCCCAUCACCUAGGCCCAGCCCAAAGGUCCGGCUGUCUCCUAGAGUUGCGUAUAUGGGGCUGCCGAGCCCGAGGACAGCUAUACCGGCGGCUAACUGA
Striga hermonthica is the source of this 1464-nucleotide messenger RNA. Lineage: Eukaryota; Viridiplantae; Streptophyta; Magnoliopsida; Lamiales; Orobanchaceae. The record is from the annotation of a GenBank genome assembly.